GCCCCAAAGAAGCCGCUGCAGUGCCAGCCACGAUGGACGGCCGACGACGACGAAGCCCUGGAACAGGCAUUCCAGCGGGCAGAGGCGCCGAAAGAACAAAGGCCGCCGCGACCGGAAGCGACAACAACGAUCCAGCAACGCUUGCAAGAAGCACCGCUGGACGACUUCGCGCAGAACCGGCUGCACGACGAGGAGGAGCACUUUGGGGGCGAGCUGACCAUGAAGAAGAUGACGGGCGACGGCAACUGCCUCUUCCACGCGCUCGCGGAGAAAAGCGGCGAGGACGGGGUCCACCUACGAUCCCUGAUCAUCCAGUACCUGAAAGAGAACGCGUUUUCCCAAGAGCACGAAGAGCAAGUGGAAACCUGGCUGGAGGAAGCCGAACACCUCGAAAGCAACCCGAGCAACUGGGGCGGCGACACGGCCGUCGUGGCCUUCACCCUCAUGAAACAACAGCGAACUUUUGUGCACUGGCGGGAGUCCGACGGCGAGAUCCGCACGAGCGAGCGCACACACACGGAAGUGGGCGCAGAGGCCUUUCAGAACAUCAUGCAAGCAAUCCAUCUCUGGUACAACGGGAAGGACCACUACGAUGUGCUG
This is a messenger RNA of Symbiodinium sp. CCMP2592, 600 nucleotides long. The record is from the annotation of a GenBank genome assembly. Lineage: Eukaryota; Dinophyceae; Suessiales; Symbiodiniaceae.